This is a messenger RNA of Oncorhynchus masou masou (cherry salmon), 3670 nucleotides long. Its product is annotated as transcription factor PU.1. Lineage: Eukaryota; Metazoa; Chordata; Actinopteri; Salmoniformes; Salmonidae. The record is from RefSeq and is a predicted model, not a curated record. Gene Ontology annotation, molecular function: sequence-specific DNA binding; DNA-binding transcription factor activity, RNA polymerase II-specific. Gene Ontology annotation, cellular component: nucleus. The coding region runs from base 154 to 939 and encodes 261 amino acids. The transcript has 6 exons. Gene Ontology annotation, biological process: cell differentiation; regulation of transcription by RNA polymerase II.
AGAGAGAGAGAGAGAGAGAGUAUAUAAAGGACUGGAGGAGCUUUCACCUGCCCACUCGUUCUGUCUCUCUUCCUCAUCACACCUCUCUCUCUGAAGGAUAUUACUGCAUCAAUCUGUCAAACAAAAAACUUAAAGGACUCAAACAGAGUCGACAUGCUGGCUACUCUGGAGACGAUGGGUUACAUCCCAGGCUGGCCCGGUCCUGCCCAGACCCCGGUAGAGGUGGAUCUGGACGUCAUAGAGGAAUAUCUACAGGAACACUCCCUGGAUGUGCGACACACACCUCCUCCUGCCACGCCCGCUCAGCAAACACACACACACUCACACCAACACCAGGACACCAGCGUCAUAGAGAACAGCUGGUCUGGUCAGUAUGCCUACCAGUGGCAUUAUGACUAUAGUUCUCCUAAUAAGGAAUAUGAAAAACAGGCUCCGCCCACAGAAUGGCCUCGUCUUCAUGGCAACCACUGGGAGCACAGCACCUAUUCCAGUGAGACAACUCCCUGCAGUGAGUCUGACUCCUCCAGCUCCCUCUGUCUAGACUACCCUCCAUCCUCUCCCUCCGACCCUCUCUCCUGCACCCCUGCUGAGAGGAGAGGCAGGAAGACGAGCGAAAUACUGCCCCUCACAUCACACUCAGGAAAGAAGAAGGAGCGUCUGUUCCACUUCCUGUUUGAGAUGCUACAGACCCCCUCCAUGCGGAGCUGCAUUUGGUGGGUACAGUCCUGCUCCGGCACCUUCCAGUUCUCCUCCCAGAACAAGGAGCGUCUGGCCCAGCUGUGGGGCCGAAGGAAGGGAAACCGCAAGACCAUGACAUACCAGAAGAUGGCUCGAGCACUCAGAAACUACAGCAGAACAGGAGAGAUCUGUAAGGUGAAGAGGAAGCUCACGUACCAGUUUAGUGAGGGGACACUGAGGGGGCUGCAGGGAGCGUGUUAGGGAGAGUGAGAAGGAGGAACAUAUGCUAGCACAGUUACCUGGCAAGGCACAAAGAUAAAUACUGAGUAUUUGUAGAAUGAGAAAGUAGAAGAGGAGGAGCAAGAGGAGGAGAAGGAGGAGCAGGGGAGGAGGAAGAGGAGGAGAAGCAGGAGGAGGAAGAGGAGGAAGAGUAUGAAGAGGGGGGAGGAGGAAGAAGAGCAGGAGGAGGAAGAGGAGGGUGAGGAGCAACAUCACCCUAACCCCUAACCCUUCUGUCUUCAACAGGUAGACACCAUGUAGAAGCUAGGGAAAGGGCCUUCACCAUGUAGAAGCUAGGGAAAGGGUAUUCAACAUGUAGAAGCUAGGGAAAGGGUCUUCAACAUGUAGAAGCUAGGGAAAGGGCCUUCAACAUGUAGAAGCUAGGGGAAGGGCCUUCAACAUGUAGAAGCUAGGGAAAGGGUAUUCAACAUGUAGAAGCUAGGAAAGGGCCUUCAACAUGUAGAAGCUAGGGAAAGGGUCUUCACCAUGUAGAAGCUAGGGAAAGGGUCUUCAACAUGUAGAAGCUAGGGAAAGGGUCUUCAACAUGUAGAAGCUAGGGAAAGGGUCUUCACCAUGUAGAAGCUAGGGAAAGGGCCUUCAACAUGUAGAAGCUAGGGAAAGGGCCUUCAACAUGUAGAAGCUAGGGAAAGGGCCUUCAACAUGUAGAAGCUAGGGAAAGGGCCUUCAACAUGUAGAAGCUAGGGAAAGGGCCUUCAACAUGUAGAAGCUAGGGAAAGGGUAUUCAACAUGUAGAAGCUAGGGAAAGGGUAUUCAACAUGUAGAAGCUAGGGAAAGGGCCUUCAACAUGUAGAAGCGAGGGAAAGUGCCUUCAACAUGUAGAAGCUAGGGAAAGGGUAUUCAACAUGUAGAAGCUAGGGAAAGGGUCUUCACCAUGUAGAAGCUAGGGAAAGGGCCUUCAACAUGUAGAAGCUAGGGAAAGGGUAUUCGACAUGUAGAAGCUAGGGAAAGGGUAUUCAACAUGUAGAUGCUAGGGUGAGUGCCUUCAACAUAUAGAAGCUAGGGAAAGGGUAUUCAACAUGUAGAAGCUAGGGAAAGGGUAUUCGACAUGUAGAAGCUAGGGAAAAUGCCUUCAACAUGUAGACGCUAGGGAAAGGGUAUUCAACAUGUAGAAGCUAGGGAAAAGGGGAUUCAACAUGUAGAAGCUAGGGAAAGGGUAUUCAACAUGUAGAAGCUAGGGUAAGUGCCUUCAACAUGUAGAAGCUAGGGAAAGGGUCUUCAACAUGUAGAAGCUAGGGAAAGGGUAUUCAACAUGUAGAAGCUAGGGAAAGGGUCUUCACCAUGUAGAAGCUAGGGAAAGGGUAUUCAACAUGUAGAAGCUAGGGAAGGGUCUUCAACAUGUAGAAGCUAGGGAAAGGGUCUUCACCAUGUAGAAGCUAGGGAAAGGGCCUUCAACAUGUAGAAGCUAGGGAAAGGGUAUUCGACAUGUAGAAGCUAGGGAAAGGGUAUUCAACAUGUAGAAGCUAGGGUGAGUGCCUUCAACAUGUAGAAGCUAGGGAAAGGGUAUUCGACAUGUAGAAGCUAGGGAAAGGGUAUUCAACAUGUAGAAGCUAGGGAAAGGGUAUUCAACAUGUAGAAGCUAGGGUGAGUGCCUUCAACAUGUAGAAGCUAGGGAAAGGGUCUUCAACAUGCAGAAGCUAGGGAAAGGGUAUUCAACAUGUAGAAGCUAGGGUGAGUGCCUUCAACAUAUAGAAGCUAGGGAAAGGGUAUUCAACAUGUAGAAGUUUGGGAAAGUGCCUUCAACAUGUAGAAGCUAGGGAAAGGGUAUUCAACAUGUAGAAGCUAGGGAAAGUGCCUUCAACAUGUAGAAGCUAGGGAAAGGGUCUUCAACAUGUAGAAGCUAGGGAAAGGGUAUUCAACAUGUAGAAGUUUGGGAAAGUGCCUUCAACAUGUAGAAGCUAGGGAAAGGGUAUUCAACAUGUAGGAGCUAGGGAAAGUGCCUUCAACAUGUAGAAGCUAGGGAAAGGGUAUUCAACAUGUAGAAGUUUGGGAAAGUGCCUUCAACAUGUAGAAGCUAGGGAAAGGGUAUUCAACAUGUAGAAGUUUGGGAAAGUGCCUUCAACAUGUAGAAGCUAGGGAAAGGGUAUUCAACAUGUAGAAGCUAGGGAAAAUGCCUUCAACAUGUAGAAGCUAGGGAAAGUGCCUUCAACAUGUAGAAGCUAGGGAAAGGGUAUUCAACAUGUAGAAGCUAGGGAAAAUGCCUUCAACAUGUAGAAGCUAGGGAAAGUGCCUUCAACAUGUAGAAGCUAGGGAAAGGGUAUUCUGGGGCUACAGAAGGGACAAGCCUUUGAACAUUGGCUUUGAACAUUAUUUGUAAAUCUGAGGAUUGUCAUUAUAUGAAAACUACUUCAUAAGUAGAGUUUGAAUGAAUCUCAAAUGGCACUGAUUAUUUUAUACACCUCAUGAAGAAAAUGUUGGAUCGGAUGAUAUAUUUUUCUACCCUUUCUUUUUGUUUUAAAUGUAGUCUUUAAUCGUGUGUUUUGAUGAACUGGUUUAGAGAAGAUCCAUCUGUUCGGAAAUAAGGCUUUAAACCAUUUGUCUUUUUGUCCUUUAAUGUCUGGUAUCUGUCCUCAUACUGUGAUGGUGUUGGCCCAGCGUCGUCCGGGUUUGGCCGGUGUAGGCCGGCAUUGUAAAUAAGAAUAUGUUCUUAACUGACUUGCCUAGUUAAAUAAAGGUUACAUUAAAAAAAAACAAA